GGUACCAGAAGAAGUGGCCAGUUGAGCCGGUUUGUUUCACCGUUGAACACGUCCAUGAACUCUUCUCUCAUAAGUGCAAAGUAUUCUUUUUAAUUUUUUUUUUUUUUAUUUUGUUGUUUAAGAGAAAUUUUCCUUUUCAACGCCAUGUACAAUAAAAAUAGUUUUGGUUGGCUGACUUUGGCUUUCAUUAUAAUUUGUUUUAUGAAAAAUAUAAAUGUCAAUGGUGCUCAAAAAUUUACCAGAAAUGUUUCGUCGACAAAUGAUGAAAUUGAUGAUUUUAUCCCGUAUCAAGGGGAAAGAUUCAAUGUUUUUGACUGGCAUCUCUUUAAAAUAAUAUCAAAGAAAACUCCUGGAAAUAUGUUGAUUUCUCCGAUAUCAACAAAAUUGGCACUGAUUUAUUUAUACGAGGGUGCUCAAGGUAAAACUGCACAAGAAUUGGCUACUGGUUUGCAUUUACCUAUAAACCGAGCUGUCACGAGAGAUAAAUUCACAUCAAUUUUACAAUCACUUCAGACCAAGAAUCCUGAUUAUACACUGAAUGUUGGAACCCGCAUUUACAUUGAUUCCGCAGUACAACUUCGACAGAGAUACGCGGCAAUCGUAAAAAUGUUUUAUGCUACAGAUGUUUUAAGUGCCAAUUUAUCCAACACACAUGCCGUUGCUGAUAGUAUAAACAAUUGGGUGAACAAUGUCACUGAAAAUAAUAUCCAAAAAAUUAUUGAAGACGAAAACAGUUUGAGAGGAUCAGUUAUGGUUGUUGUGAAUGCAUUAUUUUUCAAAGGAACAUGGGAUCGACAUCCAUUUUCGCCAAAAGCAACAAGAAUGGGAAAAUUCUUUCCAACUGAAACAUAUUCCGUUGAUGUACCAAUGAUGCAUUCAUAUGCUCGAUUUUAUUACUCUUCAUCAUCAGAAUCAGAAUUAGAUGCUAAAAUACUUCGUAUUCCUUAUUCAGGUCAAAAAUAUGCCAUGUAUUUUAUUCUACCUCGAAAAACAAAUUCAUUGGAUACAUUGGUUGAAAAAUUGAAUUCUCAGGCUUUUAGCAAACAAACUUGGUUAAUGCAGGAUAUGUCAAUGGCAGUGGUCAUUCCAAAGUUUAAAUUUGAUUUUACAAGUCAUUUAGAAUCAACUCUUAAAGAGAUGGGUAUUCAAGAUAUUUUUGAAGAUUCAGCAACUUUGACUGGAAUACUUCGUACAAGUUCCGCUUCCCCUCAACUUUCUGUUUCCGAAAUUGUUCAAAAAUCUGGAAUCGAAGUGAAUGAGAAAGGAACUGCAGCUUAUGUUGCUACAGAAAUUCAAAUUUCCAAUAAAAUCGGCGAAGAAACAUUCAUUGCAAAUCGGCCAUUCGUUUUUUAUAUUGAAGACGAAACAUCCGGUACAAUUUUAUACAUGGGAAAGGUGGUGAAUCCUCUGGAGGAAAUUGGCAAUUUAAAUACAAACUUCCCGUCAAAGGUUAAUGAAGAAACAAAGCAACCAACUGUAUCAACGCAACCUCCAGGAGUUGAAGAACGGCACAAUAUUUUCAACAUAGAAUUGCUUCAGGAAUUAUGUGAUCAUUCUGAGGGAAAUUUGGUAUUGGCACCGGCAGGUGUAAAGGCAGCACUUAUGACAAUUGCAGAAGGAAGUGGAGGGCUAACUCGUCAACAACUUUUGUCUACUUUACGAUUACCAGUUGAUGAUUAUGGUAUCAAAGAAGCUGUGAAACGUACACUCAGUCCUUUUACAACAAUGCAAAAAAGUGGAAUAAAUAAUACUGAAAUAACAAUGGCCACGGCAAUUUGGACGGCAAAUGAUGUCAUUAUGUCUGAUGAAUAUAAGGAAAAUUUAGUGAAAAAUUAUAACAGUCAAGUGUUUUCUCUCGAUUUUAAGGAUACUGUGAAUUCAGCUCAAAAUAUUAAUAAUUGGGUCAAAUUGUCAACGAAAAAUCAAAUAACAUCAAUAGUUGAAUCAGGCAAUUUAAAUUCCGCGAGUCAAUUAUUAAUAACGAAUGCAAUUUACUUCAAAGGAGCAUGGCUUCAUGCAUUCGAUAAAAAACAAACACGACCGCGAUGUUUUCAAACAUUCAAAAAUGGUUGUCAAGAAGUUCACAUGAUGGAGAGUAUUGGAAAAUAUCGUUACGGUUUUCUUCCAUCAUUAGACGCAGAAGUCAUUGAAGUUCCUUACACGGGUGGAAAGAUUUCAAUGCUUCUUUUGCUACCCGCUAGACAAGGAGAACAUGCUCUACAAAUUCUUUCGAAAGAUCUCUCUUAUAUUUCAAUUACAACUUUAUUCAAAAAUUUACUCGAUACUGAAAUUUUACUUCAACUUCCAAGAUUUAGCAUUGAGAAUAAAUUAGAUUUACGUUCAGCUCUUGAACAUCUCGGUAUCAAAGAUUUAUUUGAUACCAAAGCGAAUUUAUCUAGAAUAAUUACGAAAAAAGCAACUCAAGUUAAUAGUGUACUUCACAAUGCAAAAAUUGAAGUAAAUGAAAGUGGAACCAUUGCUGCUGCAGCGACAGCAAUUUCAGUUGUGCCAUUGAUGACUCCCUCAUUGCAAGCAUUUAGAGCAAAUCGUCCAUUUUUAUUUAGCUUAGUGGACAUUGAAUCAAAUAAUAUACUUUUUGCAGGACGAGUUGUUUUACCUGCACCUGCAGCAGGUUGAAAUUUUUUUCUUUUUUAUUUAAAAUAUAUAGAUAUACGUAUAUUAUAAAAUAUUUUUUUCUCAUUUUUUUUAUGACAUAUAUAAAUGUACAGUAAAUGUUUCUAUAUCAUUCAAAAGUGAUUCAAGAAAAUAAAACAAAAAAUAAAUUUUUUUUUUCUACUUUUAAAACAAUAAACACAAUAAAUUUAUCAACUAUAAA
Molecule: messenger RNA, 2836 nt
Organism: Leptopilina boulardi
Lineage: Eukaryota; Metazoa; Arthropoda; Insecta; Hymenoptera; Figitidae
Exons: 15
Coding region: 145-2637 (830 amino acids)
Molecular function (GO): serine-type endopeptidase inhibitor activity
Source: RefSeq, a predicted model, not a curated record